This is a messenger RNA of Lycium ferocissimum, 872 nucleotides long. RefSeq names its product 21 kDa protein-like. Lineage: Eukaryota; Viridiplantae; Streptophyta; Magnoliopsida; Solanales; Solanaceae. The record is from RefSeq and is a predicted model, not a curated record. The transcript has a single exon. Bases 108 to 761 code for a protein of 217 amino acids. Gene Ontology annotation, molecular function: enzyme inhibitor activity. Gene Ontology annotation, biological process: negative regulation of catalytic activity.
AUAACCCAUACUCUCUUCACAUUUCCACACCAAGAAUCAAGACAAUUGUCAAGUGUUACUCUUUUCAUACACCUAUAGCUUUUGCUUCCUUCUAUUUCCCAAAUAUAAUGGAGAAAAUUACCCUUUCUCUAAUUUUGUUUCUCUUCAAUAUCUCUAUCUUCACAUUUGUUGGAGGAGUGGAGGGCACUAGUGCUAGUCAUUCACAACCUCGUGCCAACAAAUUUGUGGAGGCACAAUGCAGGCGCACUCGUUAUCCAAAGUUGUGCAUGACUUCUUUGUCAAAUUAUGUCACUCCCGCAUCUGAACCCCAAGAGCUAGCUCAAGCAGCAUUGAAAGUGAGCUUAGUAAAAGCUAUCUACACGAAAGCUUACGUGAACAAGGUUUGUAAACAACUCGAACAAACCAAGUCUAAGGAUUAUCAAGUGGUGAAAGAUUGUUUAGAUCAAAUCUCAGAUGGCAUUUCCUUGCUUUUCAACUCGGUGGAAGAGCUUCACCAUUUGAAUUUAGACAAGGAAAGUGAGAUGUUAUGGCAUAGGAGUAAUGUUCAAACUUGGCUUAGCACAGUUUUGACUGAUGCUUUCACUUGCAUGGAUGGGAUCUCUGGCCACAAAUUGGGUGGUUAUAGAGUAAAGGCUACAAUUAAAGCUAAGGUUCUAAAUGUUGCACAAGUCACUAGCAAUGCUUUAGCUUUGUUUAAUGGAUACGCUGUUAGGCACAAGGCUUCCCAUCACUCCAACUCUGGCAAAAUUAACAAGCCCUAGAAUUCAGAAUCUCUGUAUUUGAUUUUUAAUCUUUCUAGUAUUUUUGUUAUGUAUGUCAAAGCAUAUGUAACUUCAGUUCUCUCUCCGUAAAAUAGAUUUUGAUACUCUUUA